AGUAAAGAAAGUUUCCUCGCGCCUACCUUACCGCUCGCGACAAGUGAAAAAAUAAAGUUUAAUUACCAAUUGCAUAAAAUUUAAACAAUAUUUUAAGUGAAUCUUGAUAAAGAUAUAUGAAGACUCAAGACUUGUAAUUGUUUUUAACAUUAAUUAUUAACUUAUAUCGUGAAAAUGGCCAUGCAACCACACAGCAAGAAAAGAGUGUGCUAUUACUACGACAGUGAUAUAGGCAAUUAUUAUUAUGGACAAGGGCAUCCUAUGAAACCACACCGCAUACGCAUGACACAUAAUUUAUUGCUCAAUUAUGGCCUAUACAGAAAAAUGGAAAUUUAUAGACCUCACAAAGCAACUGCUGAUGAGAUGACAAAGUUCCAUUCCGAUGACUAUAUACGUUUCCUUCGUUCAAUUAGACCUGACAAUAUGACUGAAUACAAUAAACAAAUGCAAAGAUUUAAUGUUGGGGAAGAUUGUCCUGUCUUCGAUGGCCUGUAUGAAUUCUGCCAGUUAUCAGCUGGAGGAUCAGUUGCUGCUGCCGUUAAGUUAAAUAAACAGGCAUCUGAAAUCUGCAUUAACUGGGGUGGUGGUCUUCACCAUGCUAAAAAAUCUGAAGCAUCAGGAUUUUGCUAUGUUAAUGAUAUUGUUCUUGGUAUCCUAGAACUGCUUAAGUAUCACCAAAGAGUACUUUACAUUGACAUAGAUGUACAUCAUGGUGAUGGUGUUGAAGAAGCAUUUUACACAACUGAUAGGGUUAUGACUGUGUCCUUCCACAAGUAUGGAGAAUAUUUCCCUGGGACAGGUGAUCUGCGAGACAUUGGCGCUGGAAAAGGUAAAUACUAUGCUGUAAAUAUCCCCCUGCGCGACGGCAUGGAUGAUGAAUCUUAUGAAUCAAUUUUUGUUCCCAUCAUUUCCAAAGUAAUGGAGACAUUCCAGCCAAGCGCAGUGGUACUACAGUGCGGCGCUGACUCACUUACAGGUGACAGACUGGGUUGCUUUAAUUUGACAGUGCGUGGUCAUGGACGUUGUGUAGAGUUAGUAAAAAGAUUUGGCCUACCAUUCCUUCUUGUUGGCGGCGGCGGGUAAGAAUUAUAUUCAUCUAUUUAAAGUCCAUUAAAGCAUUUGCAAACUUUUGUACAGAACUUUUGAAGGCAUUAAACAAUAUCACAACUUUGCAUUUUUUAUAGAAGGGUGGAAAAUUAUCACCCAGUUCACUUGAUGAUAAGUGAAUGCUUUUAUGUGACACCUACCUAUCCUCAGUCAAGUUUCGACUAAUAUGCAAGCAUCAUUAUCAUGUCAUACAGGUAUCCUUUCUGAAUGUGGAUAUUUCCUAGUUGAGCCGACCAAUAUGUGGUACAAUAAUUAUAUACUGCAGCUGCACUCCUACCAUGUUAUUUUAUAAUUGAAACAAAAAACAGUUAUUAUAAAUUUUAUUUGGUUUAUUAGAAAAACUACUGAAACCCAUUUAUUUUCUUUUUAUUCACAUAUGCCAUCGAUCACUAAUAAAAAACUAGAUGCACAAUCCCAUACAAAAGUUCUCUAAAAACUGUCGCCAAAUGUUUUGACGUAAUUGUAGUUGAUAUAAAUAUAUAUUAAUGUAAAUUCAACCUUAAGUUAAACGCCUAAAGUUGUAUUGACAAAGCAACGUACAAAAAGCAAUAAAAUUUUACGACCGAAGCUCGUCGCUUGGACAAGGAGAGUGGAGUCGAACUGCACAAUAUUUUUUGUUACUGUAAUUUUAAUUUUACAAUUUUUUUAAACUUGUUUUAAAUAAUUGGUCUACUUAAUAAAGCAUAUUCUAUACUAUUCUAUGGUGUAUAUGUGUAAUGGUUAUGUUUACAUAUCAAUUAACAAAAGAUAUAUUUCUUCCAAAAGACUGCAAUUUUCUUUUGUUUAUAAAGAGUAAAGUUGAGUAGGUAGAAUAUAGCUAGCUGACUAAACAUCUACUGACUAAUAACUAACUAAUAAAUGACAGUGUCAAAUGUGAAAGCAAAGAAAACAAAACAUUAGUAGAGAGAGUAACAAUAUUUGAGAAAAAUAGGGAAGCAUGUCGGAGUUCAUCAUGGAAUAAAAAUAUAAUUUGUAUAGUCUAUCGAUUAAAUGUUCUUAUAAUGGAACAGGCCCGUGACAGCUUAGUUCCAUUCUAUGCAACUUGGCGCUACCGUCGCAAUUUGUUCUCUGGCUACGGACGCCAUUUUAAAACGCCAUAUUGUGUUAAUUAAUGUCAAAUCAAAUUGACAAAAUUAUCGAUAUUGAUUGCCGCCAUUAUUUAUCUAAUUGUAUUGUAGCCUGAGUUAUGAGUUUAGCGCAAGUGUAUUUCCUCGCAUUUAUGUUGCAUUGAGAUCUUGGACGCAAAGUUUCCUCCGUUAUUUGUGAAAAUAAAAAUAUUCUGUUUUUGUGCUGGUCGUGUGCAUAUUGUAUACUAUCUUAACGUAAUACGAAAAGUGCUGUGUUGGUGCAGAUUCCCUAAAAACGAUAAUUUAAGAAACUUGUGGAUGUAUUUCAUAGUAUCCACAAAUUCCCAGAUCAUUGAACUUCCCAAAGAACGUUUCUCGACUAGGCAGAAAACUUCGAUAGGAACUUUUAUCCAUGCUUGCUUACUAACGAUUAAAUAGCUCAUGGCGUGCCUCUGACUGCAACAGGCGAGUAAUUUUAUUACUUAUCAUGGUACUUAAGUUUCGGCUGCUGAAAUUUGUGAUUUCUAAGUAGGUCAAGUGGACUCCAGUAAUGAAGUAUUGAACCAUACAUUUUGAAUAAAAAAUAUUUCAUCACUUUGUGAUUAUUUCACCAGCCAUUUUUAAUUAUAACUACGUAGUAUAAAGUGGCAGUCACUUAAUAAAAUUGUGUCUGUAACUAUUGAAAGACAAAAACUUAUAUAGAUGUUUGCUAUGAAAAUGUAUCCUUAUAAAAAUAUCACCAGAACAAAGCUUGC
Messenger RNA from Parnassius mnemosyne (clouded apollo), 2929 nucleotides. Lineage: Eukaryota; Metazoa; Arthropoda; Insecta; Lepidoptera; Papilionidae. The record is from the annotation of a GenBank genome assembly.